Aureobasidium pullulans EXF-150 is the source of this 561-nucleotide messenger RNA. RefSeq lists its product as uncharacterized. The annotation marks the transcript as partial. The record is from RefSeq and is a predicted model, not a curated record. Lineage: Eukaryota; Fungi; Ascomycota; Dothideomycetes; Dothideales; Saccotheciaceae. The transcript has a single exon.
UCAAGACUUCUGCGGACUCAAUUCACUCUCGCUUUUACCAUGGUUCAUGAACUGGUCCAUGCUUGGGUCAGGAACAUGCGUCGAGACGCUCUUAGAAUCGAUGAAGUUGAGCCAUACUGUAACGAUGACCGCAUUGCUGAGCCCGGUUGGGCCCUGAUGAGUGCUAUCUUUGGGUCCAUAGGAUGGCCAAUUGCCAACAAUCCUGUAAUGUAUGAUGCGCCCUUUGGGUUGAGCACCAUCCGAUUCCCUGGCACUCGCGACCUCAGGAAAACUUUCGCGGCCGAAUCGUACAAAGGUACUCCAGCAAAAUGGGGCGUCGAUAUAUCCACCGAGUAUGCUCUCCCAAUGGAUUUCAUAGGACAAUUCUUCACCAACGACUUUUGGGACACCAGAGUCGAGAGAUUUGGAUCUGGAAUGUUGAGGAGUCCAAAGCCGCUUGGAGUGCGAGAAGCCCAUGAAUAUACAGAGAAUUCAUUCGAAGCUCCCGAAUCGCCACGGGUGAAGAGAAGACUAGUGGACGGCGUAGAAGUAGACGAUCCGGAAGCUCGGUCGCCAGAACAC